Callithrix jacchus (white-tufted-ear marmoset) is the source of this 1609-nucleotide messenger RNA. Lineage: Eukaryota; Metazoa; Chordata; Mammalia; Primates; Cebidae. The record is from RefSeq and is a predicted model, not a curated record.
CGGCUACAGCCAGGUCCCCAGCGCGGGCCUUGGAGGCGGGCAGCCCCUUGACCCGGCUGACCAUCACCGUGCCCCUGCGUCCCUGCGCUCCGGCGCCCGCGCGGCCACCAUGAUGCAAAUCUGCGACACCUACAACCAGAAGCACUCGCUCUUUAACGCCAUGAAUCGCUUCAUUGGCGCCGUGAACAACAUGGACCAGACGGUGAUGGUGCCCAGCUUGUUGCGCGACGUGCCCCUGGCUGAGCCCGGGUUAGACAACGAUGUUGGCGUGGAGGUAGGCGGCAGUGGCGGCUGCCUGGAGGAGCGCACGCCCCCAGUCCCCGGCUCGGGAAGCGCCAAUGGCAGCUUUUUCGCACCCUCUCGGGACAUGUACAGCCACUACGUACUGCUCAAGUCCAUCCGCAACGACAUUGAGUGGGGGGUCCUGCACCAGCCGCCUCCACCGGCGGGGAGCGAAGAGAGCACUGCCUGGAAGUCCAAGGACAUCCUGGUGGACCUGGGCCACUUGGAGGGCGCGGACGCCGGCGAAGAAGACCUGGAGCAGCAGUUCCACUACCACCUGCGAGGGCUGCACACUGUGCUCUCGAAACUCACGCGCAAAGCCAACAUCCUCACUAACAGAUACAAGCAGGAGAUCGGUUUCAGCAAUUGGGGCCACUGAGGCGGGGCUCCCGCGGCCGCCUAGCACCCUUUUCGACCCAUCUCACCCUCUCAUUCCUCAAAGCUUUUUUCUUACUGGCUGUGGGGCGGGAAGGGCAGACUGCAUAUUAGGGGGCUGCAUACUUGCAGGAGGCGCGGCAGGGCUGCAAGGAGGAGGGGGCCUCGUGUGAGAAAGGAGAAGAAAAUGGUGGCCGGAGAGGGGAGGGCUCAAGGAACCUCCCGAGAGGAGGCCUGCAUUCUAUGUUGGCAGAAAUGGAACUGGGCUGACGCCCUGCAUUCAGCCUGUGCCUUUCCCUGGGUUUCUUUUCUGUUCUUUUCGGAGGAGAAGGGGGCGGCGAGCCAGGGCGCGGCGCUGGGUUGCCACACUUCGGAAAGAAGCCCGGAGCUGGGUGCUGCGGAAGGCGGGGCGCACAAUCUCCCGCCGCCCUGCGGUUGGGCCGGUGGAGGCCCAGGCGUUGUUGCUAGGAUUGCAUCAGUUUUCCUGUUUGCACUAUUUCUUUUUGUAACAUUGGCCCUGUGUUAAGUGUUUCGAAUCUCCUUGCUCUGAAACUUGGCAGCGAUUCCGUUGUGAUAAGCGCACAAACAGCACUGUCUGUCGGUAAUCGGUACUACUUUAUUAAUGAUUUUCUGUUACACUGUUAACACUGUAUAGUAGUCCUGUGGCACCCCCACCCCAUCCCUUUCAUGCCACUCCCGUCCCCGCCCCCACCCCAGUGUGUAUAAGCCGGCAUUGCGCCAGCUUGUACGAAGCUUGCCACUCAGUGAAAAUAAUAACAUUAUUGUGAGAAAGUGAACUUAACCGAAAUGGAACCAACUGACAUUCUGUCGUGUUGUACAUAGAAUGAUGAAGGGUUCCACUGUUGUUGUAUGUCUUAAAUUUAUUUAAAACUUUUUUAAUCCAGAUGUAGACUAUAUUCUAAAAAAUAAAAAAGCAAAUGUGUCAACUAAA